AGGGUUUUCAAAUAAGAAGCAGCACCUUUCCAUGCGUCGUGAGCAAGUCGAGGCUCGGAUUACAUAAUCGUGGGAGGAUGGAAGCACUCACUCUGAAAUCUCUGGCUCCUUUGACGAUUUUCACCUUCUCGUUGCCUUUCCACUUUGAGCUGCGAUUCCCACGACCUUCUCAUAGAAUUGCGAUAUGAGUGUUCUGUCAUUUGCCGCCGUCUUACUCGUUGGAUUCGCGCUUGGGUUUGUACAAGCUCAAACAAAGACUUACUCCAUUGCAAAUAACUACACUGGCUCCGUUUUUUUCGAAGGUUGGGACUACGCUCAAGGAGGUGACACGAAGAAUCUAGGGAGUGUUUUAUAUCAGGGCGCUGCGGACGCGAAGGCUCAGAAUCUAACGUAUAUAAAUAAUGUUGGAAAUGCAAUAAUCAAGAUCGACAAUACUACAGCGAACAAUUCGACCACAUAUGGUAGAGCUAGCGUGCAAAUCUCUACCCAAGCUGCUGUCAACCAAGGAAGUCUUAUAUUAUUCCAAGCGAGACAUAUACCGUAUGGGUGCUCAGUGUGGCCUGGUUUCCGGACUCUAGGAGCCAACGGCACCAAUUGGCCUCAGUAUGGCGAAAUGGACAUUAUUGAGGAGGUCAACUUGGCCACCUUCAAUCAGUAUUCAUACACACGACGCAAGGAUGCACCCAUCCUUACACUGCGACAGGUGGGAUGCAUUAUAGUCGAAAAUAAACCCAACAAUUUUGGUCAAGGGUUCGCACAAAAUGGAGGCGGUGCAUAUGCUGUCUUAUGGAACGAUGAUGGAAUCAAGUUUUGGUUCUUCCCGCGAUCCGGCAUCCCGUCGGACUUUACAUCAACGUCACCGAAUCCGGCAAACUGGGGACCACCCAGCGCGUUCUACCCGCAGUCGACCUGUAACACGACCAAAUUUUUUGGGCCCCAAUCGCUCAUGUUGGACCUAGAUAUCUGCGGUCGUUAUGCUGGGGCUCCAGGGAUUUUUAAUUCUGGAAAUUUGUGUCAGGGCCUAUGCACGAACUUUGUCCAAAAUCCGCGAGCCAAAGCAAUGGGACAAUCACUCCGCCUAUUCCAAGCCCUACUCAGUCAAAUUCUGCGCCUACGAGUGCGACCUCGUCUGUGCACAAAGGCAAUGCUUAUCGCCGCUCAGCACCGAUCGUUUUCACGACAUCAUCGAUUUGGGUAUCUGUUCUUGUAGGGUUUAUGUUGUGUAUUAUGUCGACAGAUGCGUACAUCACUGAGACGACCGGUCAGGUGUUGAUGAUGCCAGACCUCCAAUAGUGUGAUUGUGACAUGAGAUUACAGUGCCAUCACAUCCACAACCAUAGAACGU
Cantharellus anzutake is the source of this 1345-nucleotide messenger RNA. Its product is annotated as concanavalin A-like lectin/glucanase domain-containing protein. Gene Ontology annotation, molecular function: hydrolase activity, hydrolyzing O-glycosyl compounds. Gene Ontology annotation, biological process: glucan catabolic process. Bases 185 to 1210 code for a protein of 341 amino acids. The record is from RefSeq and is a predicted model, not a curated record. The transcript has 15 exons. NCBI's taxonomy places the organism in Eukaryota, Fungi, Basidiomycota, Agaricomycetes, Cantharellales, Hydnaceae.